Messenger RNA from Cotesia congregata, 661 nucleotides. The record is from the annotation of a GenBank genome assembly. Lineage: Eukaryota; Metazoa; Arthropoda; Insecta; Hymenoptera; Braconidae.
AUGGCAGAAUCAGAGAAUAUAUUUUUAUUCGUUCCUAAUUUAAUUGGUUUUGCAAGAGUAAUACUUGCUGUUAUAUCAUUUUAUUUUAUGCCAACAAAUUAUGUUAUUGCUAUUUGGUGCUAUGUAAUUAGCGCACUAUUGGAUGCCGUCGAUGGUCAUGCAGCCAGAUAUUUUAAUCAAAGCACUAAAUUUGGUGGCAUGCUUGAUCAACUGACUGAUCGAGUAGGAACAAUGUGUCUUCUGGUCAACCUUUCUAUGUUUUAUCCCGCUUAUGCUUUCUGGUUCCAAUUAAGUAUGGCUAUUGAUAUAGCUUGUCAUUGGAUAUAUUUGCAUACGACAAUUUUACAAGGAAAAGCGAGCCAUAAAUUUAUUGACAUGUCAGAGAAUCCAAUUAUGAAUAUUUAUUACACAAAUCGUCUAGUUUUGUUUCUCAUGUGUGCUGGAAAUGAAGCAUUUUACGCAACAUUAUAUGUUUUGCAUUUCACCGAAGGACCCAUGAUACUCGGAUUGAGUUUAUUCAAAAUAAUGUUGUUCAUAUCAGCACCAGUAGCAAUAGUAAAAUCAUGCAUCUCAAUACUUCACGGAUAUGUUGCCGCUAUCAAUCUCAAAUAUUUUAUUUGCGAUAAUCAAAGAGUUGUUAAUUAUUUUAUUUAAUAUUUAA